Messenger RNA from Camelus dromedarius (Arabian camel), 945 nucleotides. Its product is annotated as olfactory receptor 8B12. Gene Ontology annotation, biological process: G protein-coupled receptor signaling pathway; sensory perception of smell. NCBI's taxonomy places the organism in Eukaryota, Metazoa, Chordata, Mammalia, Artiodactyla, Camelidae. The transcript has a single exon. The record is from RefSeq and is a predicted model, not a curated record. Bases 10 to 945 code for a protein of 311 amino acids. Gene Ontology annotation, molecular function: G protein-coupled receptor activity; olfactory receptor activity; odorant binding. Gene Ontology annotation, cellular component: membrane.
UAGAGGAGAAUGGCUGCAGAUAACACCUCCUCUGUGACAGAAUUCAUCCUCGCAGGCUUAACGAACCAGCCAGAACUCCAGAUCCCCCUCUUCUUCCUGUUUCUAGAUUUCUACGUGGUCACCAUGGUGGGGAACAUGGGCUUGAUAACGCUGAUUGGACUGAAUUCUCACCUUCAUAUUCCCAUGUACUUUUUCCUCUUCAACUUGUCCUUCAUAGAUUUUAGUUUCUCUACUGCCAUCAUCCCCAAAAUGCUGACAAGUUUUGUCUCAAAGAAAAACAUCAUUUCGCACGCAGGGUGUAUGACUCAGCUCUUUUUCUUCUGUUUCUUUGUCUUUUCUGAAUCCUUCAUCCUGUCCGGGAUGGCGUAUGACCUGUAUGUCGCCAUCUGUAGACCACUGGUAUACACAGUCACCAUGUCUCCUCAGGUGUGUUUACUCUUUUUGUUGGGUGUCUAUGGGAUGGGGGUUUUGGGGGCUGUGGCCCAUACAGGAAAUAUAGUGUUUCUGACCUUUUGUGGUGACAGCCUUGUCAAUCACUACAUGUGUGACAUCCUUCCCCUCCUUGAGCUCUCCUGCAACAGCUCGUACAUAAAUGUACUAGUUGUCUUUAUCGUUGUGACCAUUGGCAUUGGGGUGCCUAUUGUUGCCAUUUUUAUCUCUUAUGGUUUCAUUCUUUCCAGCAUUUUACACAUUAGCUCCAUGGAAGGCAGGUCCAAAGCCUUUAGUACAUGCGGUUCCCACAUCAUUGCAGUUUCUCUUUUCUUUGGGUCGGGGGCGUUCAUGUACCUCAAACCACCUUCCAUUUUACCCCUUGACCAGGGGAAAGUAUCCUCCCUGUUCUAUACCAUUGUUGUCCCUAUGUUCAGCCCGUUAAUCUACAGCCUGAGGAAUAAGGAUGUCAAAUUUGCCCUGAAGAAAACCUUGGGCAGAAUAACCUUUUCUUGA